Molecule: messenger RNA, 1867 nt
Organism: Achroia grisella
Lineage: Eukaryota; Metazoa; Arthropoda; Insecta; Lepidoptera; Pyralidae
Product: juvenile hormone esterase-like
Exons: 4
Coding region: 129-1814 (561 amino acids)
Source: RefSeq, a predicted model, not a curated record
UAUUCUAUAUUUAAACAUUUGUUUAUAUCCGACAAAAAUACGCGCGAAGUUUUGACGUUUGUGCAUGAAUUAAAAAGUGAUUAUCUAUGGAUCAUUGUUGUAAUCAAGAUUAAUAGCCAGAGGCCGCGAUGAGGAAGUGGGCGGCGCUCGCGUGGCUGAUCGCGGCCGGCCUGAUACAGCAGAGGUCACCAGCAGUACGCACGCGGGGCGGUCUCGUACGCGGGUCACUCAGCGCCGACGGCACCUACCACCAGUACCUCGGCAUACCAUACGCCACCGUCGACCACACCAACCGGUUCCAGGCCCCGUUACCGCCACUGAGCUGGGAUGGGAUAUUUGAAGCGACCAAUAUAAACACAUGGUGCCCGCAAAAAGUCAUCGGCAGUCUGACUAUUGGCGAUGCAGACUGCCUAAGAUUGAAUGUAUACACACCAGCCAACGCCAAACCCGACCAGCUACUACCUGUAAUGGCCUACAUUCAUGGCGGAUGUUUCCUGCACGGAACUGGUGCGCCUUACCUAUACGGACCAGAUUUCUUGGUAAAACAAGGAAUAGUGUACGUAGGAAUCAGUUACAGACUUAGUGUUGAAGGUUUUCUAUGUCUGGGCAUUAAAGAAGCACCAGGUAACGCAGGACUCAAAGAUCAAGUAGCCGCUUUAAAGUGGAUACAAGAGAAUAUAAGAGCAUUUGGUGGAGAUCCAAAUAAAGUGACUUUGUUCGGCGAAAGUGCUGGUGCAACUUCUGUAGCAUUUCUUCUUUUAUCACCGGCUGCUAAAGGCCUGAUUCAUAAGGGAAUUUUGCAGAGCGGCUCACCUAUAGUACCAUGGGGACUACAACACGAUCCUAUAAAAACAGCCAGUACUCUAGUCAAAGAAUUCGGAUACGACACCAAAGAUCCACACGAGAUAUACAAUAUAUUAUCAAAUAAAACGGUUAGUGAACUGAUAAAUGCGAUUAGAUAUUCCGAACAUAAAAACCUCAUUACUGCUGAGACAUUGUUCGUUCCGUGCAUAGAGAAAGAUAUUCCUGGCGUGGAGCCGAUUAUAACAAAGUAUCCCAUGGACAUAAUCAAAUCCAAUAACUAUACCAAAGUACCUAUGAUAUUUGGUGUCAACGAUAACGAGGGCAUUUACUUCGUAUCCGCAGACUACGGGACACGUGUCAAGAAAGUAGAUCCCACUAUAAUAUACCAGCCGCUGCAAUCAGAUUUGGAGUUCCCAACGGAAUUGGACAAAAAUGAGACCGCAAAAAAGAUUAUACGUCAUUAUUUUUCAUCUGAGAAAGAUGAUUAUGUAAUGGAUAUGGUAGAUUACUACUCUGAUGUCCACUUCAAGUUUCCUUCUGCUAUUUUCUCGGAGCAGUAUGAGAAGACAAGUGAUCAGCCGAUCUACUAUUAUGUAUUCAAGUAUAAUGGGUACAUAAAUAUGGCAAAAGUCAUCUCUAAUUUUGCCGGCAAGCCUGGAGCGUCGCACGCUGAUGAAAUUUUCUAUCUGUUUAAACCGCACUCGUUUCCUCUGCCUCACAGAUAUUUGGAGAACGAUAUGAUAAAACGCAUGGUGACUAUGUGGACCAACUUUGCUAAAUACAGUGACCCGACGCCGGCGCGGUCGCCGCUGCUGCCGGUGCGCUGGCCGGCGAGCGGCGGCUCCGAGCCGACAGCUCUCAUCAUCGACGCACAGCUCAGCACCGGGCCCAUCUGGGACCGCCGAUCGCUCGCACUCUGGAACGACACUUAUACGAAAUAUAGAAGAAAAGUCUAUGGUUUCCAUAAGCAUGUUAAUUCUAAUAUACAUAACACAGUUAGUUCUAAAUAGAGUUGGAGUGUUUAUACUGAAGAUACUUGGUACACGACAUUUAUAAAAUAAGA